Messenger RNA from Striga hermonthica, 756 nucleotides. Lineage: Eukaryota; Viridiplantae; Streptophyta; Magnoliopsida; Lamiales; Orobanchaceae. The record is from the annotation of a GenBank genome assembly.
AUGGCGUAUGCUUCUCUGUCGAAUGUUAGCGCGAUUUUAGCUCCACAAUGUGUCUCAUCUACCAAAAGUAGGAGCGCAGUUUGCUCCUUUGGGUGUGCGAAGCUUCGGAAAUCUUCAUUUUCAUCGUUGAACUCUUUGUCCGGUUCGUUCCGCCUCUCUUUGGAUGGUCCAGUGAGGAGCAGAGGUGGUUCUAAGCCUUACUCAGUUCGAGCUAUGGCCGAGGAAGCAACUGUUCAAUCAAAAGUGACGCACAAAGUUUAUCUUGAUAUAAGCAUUGGAAACCCUGUAGGAAAGCUUGCUGGAAGAAUUGUAAUUGGCUUGUAUGGUGAUGACGUGCCACAAACUGCAGAAAACUUCCGUGCUUUAUGCACAGGGGAGAAGGGUUUUGGCUACAAAGGUUCCUCAUUCCAUCGUGUUAUUAAGGAUUUCAUGAUCCAAGGUGGAGAUUUUGACAAAGGAAAUGGCACAGGCGGUAAAAGUAUAUACGGCCGUACAUUCAAAGAUGAAAACUUUAAGCUGGUGCACACUGGACCUGGAGUUGUUAGCAUGGCAAAUGCUGGUCCCAAUACCAAUGGGAGCCAAUUUUUCAUCUGUACUGUCAAGACACCAUGGCUAGACCAGAGACAUGUUGUGUUUGGCCAAGUCUUGGAAGGCAUGGAUGUUGUGAGGCUGAUUGAAUCUCAAGAAACAGAUAGAGGUGAUCGUCCGAGGAAGAGAGUGGUUGUUAGUGACUGUGGUGAACUUCCAGUCGCUUAG